AUGAUCGAUGGUGAGAUGCUAAUGAGGGACUCCGAUGAAGUUUAUGGUGUCGUCGAUCCAGCAGCGCUUAGCGUUGUCUCCGCCGAUGCUUCGACAUCACACUGUGUGCAGUUUCGUCAAACUGGGAGGAUCGACAGAAUGAACGAGCGCCACUCCCAGCCCGCAGCCAAAUGUGCUGUUGUUGGAGACGAAAGCUCAUCGUUAAGGGCUUCUGCUCCCUUGCAAAUGGGUCGGGCUUUGCCACAGCUGCCAGCGGAUAUGUACUCAGUUAUUGACAAAAGUCGAAAAACUAAUGUACCAUUUGCUGACGAAGGUGGUAUUCCCAUGUAUGAAUCCAUCGAUCCAGAAAAUGAUUCCGUUAUCGAUCCGCUAUAUUCUAAGUUAGGAGAUGUGACAUCUGUUCGUCAUGAGAGGAAAUAUGACUACCCGAUAUUUUCUGGACGGAAACUAUCUGCCGUGCCGUUGACACAUGACGACGUAGUUUAUCAGAGUGCGUCACAGAUUUAUACAAUCGGAGGAAGUGAGGAUCCGUACAGUUCAAUUACAUCUGAGCCACGUCGUAAUGGUAUUGGAGCCGAUCGAGACGAAGACAGCAGUGGAAUCUACGAUCCUGGAUAUGCAAAAUUGAAACCCGAACUAUCCAAGUCGGUACGAUACAAGGAGUGCAUCCAACGAACAGAGCGAGAGGCUGAUCAGUUGUACUCUAAAAAUGGGGAUGGUGAAUCGAUGUCCAGUCGCGAGCCAUCAUACCGUUACAUCACAGUUCGCGAAAACGCAGAUGUCGUUCGCGAAAGGUUGCGGCAACAAGGACAGUUGACUCCACCUGCAAGGGAACACUACUAUUCUGUCAUUGGAAACGAAUAUGAGACUGUAAGUGAUGCGCCGAAUCCUGCUUAUAGUACUGUGCGAUUACCAUCAAAUCAUGGCAUUAGUUCUUUAAACGUAAGUACGGCUACUCAUCAGGUGGAGUUCGUCCCACCGCCUCCAACAUCACCUAUUCCGGAUCGAACACCGAACUCUGCAGACACGGAGAUUGCACCUUCAUCCUCAAGUUCACAUUCAGGCGAAGUCAAAAAUCCUGUAUAUUCUGUGUUAUCUAGACCAAGAGUUACAUCAUCGGCUACGUGUACUUCGUCACAUGGACUUUCUCCUGAAACUACCGGAUCAUUGUCUGGAGGAAUGAAAACUCAUGCUUGCUUAUCAACCGCUGCACAUGGUUGGAACAUAGCAUCAAUGAAAACGGCAACUUCAUUUGCUGGUUUAGAUCUAACGUAUACACCAUCAACAAGCCAUAACUCUGGUAAUAAUAGAAGCAUUAUGGGUACAAAAGACAAAGCAAUCAGCGAGUUUAUGCAGCGUCCACUAUUGCCGUACGGGGAGACCAUUUAUAGCCGGAGAGUUACUGAAGAAAGAGAACGAAUUGUGGAGAAUAACAGAACUCGCUAUAACAAAAUUUCUUUUUCUCCUGGUCUUGCUCGUUCACUGAGCUUAGAACCAACAUUGUCAACCGGAGUAUCAGGGGAUUCUCAUAACCUUUCACUGUUACCUGUUUACAAUGUAGAAAUUACACAUAUUGACCAGUGCAGGGAAAAUGGUGGACCGAGUGCAUACGAUAUUAUAUCGGAAUAUUUGGAUGCCGUUCACUCAAAUCCAUCAUCGUGUCGUGGCAGAUACACUUUGCCAAUACGAACGGUUAACGAAAGAUUACAGAGAGAGGCAUCACUCCAAAUCCACGCACCGUCCCGAAAAUCAAGAGAUCAAGCGACUACGAGACCUUGGAAAGACGAAACCGAAGAAGAAAAACGUCUUCGCCUUGGUACUAUAUAUACUGCAAAAGAUUACAUUAGUACGAUUGAUUUGGGAACAGAGCGACCUUGGCCUAUGUCCUGUUCUCAAUCACACGGUAUGACGGCGCAAGACUCAGUUCGUGCGUUCUCCGAUGAACAGUUGGAAAACAAUUUGGCUAAAACUGUAUGCGAUGAGAUAUCACCGGUCACGUUCAUCUGGAACUUAAGCGAGUCGGACGAGGACGGCAGUUUGUAUGGGGACUCAGAGACUGUAUGUUAUUGUCAUAGUCAUUCUACUAGAAGUAAUGUCGUUGAACAUAACAAAGCUGUAAUGGAAUACAUCCAUUGGGGCCGGAUUCCAGAUGAAUGCUCAUGA
This is a messenger RNA of Angiostrongylus costaricensis, 2163 nucleotides long. The record is from the annotation of a GenBank genome assembly. NCBI's taxonomy places the organism in Eukaryota, Metazoa, Nematoda, Chromadorea, Rhabditida, Metastrongylidae.